CCGGUUUUUUACGUUUAAUCGUAUUUUACGUGGUGUAGGUCAUGUGAGUCAUGUCAUGCUGAAUAUUUUCGACCAAACUUCUCGAUUAAAUAUAGGAUAAGUACUUAGCCAUUUCUUUCGGGAUUUUAAGGUUGAUCAUGAAGUUAAAAUUAAUCAAUAUUUUCCACACAUUUACCUCGUAAAGUGUAGCUUAACGUUGAAAACUGUAUUUAAUUAAACCAGAUAAAAGUCAGAUUUAUAUAAUCUGACAAUUUAUUUGGAAAUUAAAGAUUUUUUUUUGGUUAUUCAUGUAUAAUAUUGUAAUAAUAAAUAUAAUAAUUCUGACUAUAUACGUCCCACGUCCCACUGUUGGGCACAGGCCUCCUCUCAUGCGUGGGAGGAGUGAAUAAUAAAGCUCUUACAUUUUCGUGAAAAUCACCCUUACAGGACCCUGUAUCACAAAAAUGUACAUUUUUAUGAAAUAAAGAAUUUUGUAUUUUGUAUUUGUAAAUGUAUAAAAUCUGUUAAUAAUUUAAUAUUAAUAUUUACUUAUAGUUAUCAUCCUCAGUACAUCUCGCUCGCGUUGAUUCAUUGAUAACAAUCUUAGAUCAAGAUCAAAUAAAUAACUCUUUUUAUCUAAACAAGUGCCUCCAUAGAUUGCGUGUUUAUAACUAAUAUUUAUAACUGAUGGAAAUGACAAGAAGCAAGAAUUACGUGGACUAUAAACAACAAAAGUAAAUUGUUAAGGAAACAUGUUAUUUCUAUAGCACUUCACUCGUGGGAACCGACAGCGAGAUAACUAGCAAUCUUUGUGACCGUGACUUGAAUGAUAAAUAAAUCGUAAACCGACUAUAAAUAUACAAUACAUAAAAACAAUUAAUAAUAGUGUGGAAAUCGUGUUGUGUAAUUAAAGGUGAAAUACAUAUACAUACCUAUACAUAUUCAAAGAUAUUUGUGGAUUUAUGAGAGUUGGGAAAUCGUGUGGAACAAAAUAGGUAUAUGGAAAAGAAUACUAGUGUUCUAUGGAUAAAACAGUGAAGUGUUUGAAGCAGUGUAUUAUUUGAGAAAAACGGAAUUUGCUUAUAUUCUCCUACGAAGCUGUUUUCGUCUCAAUCACGGCGGCCGCGUCGUUCCGACGCCCGCUGGCCGCUGUUGUAUGAGAGUCACAUGGCUGAUAUGCGUGGCGGCGUUGUGCGGCGUGCUGAGCGCGCGCGCCGACGCGCCGCCGAGCGAGCUGCGAGUCACCAGCGCCGUGCUUGGCGAUGACGGCGUCGGCGCGGCGCUGAGGGAGUUGGCGGCGGCGGCGUUAGCGGCGAGAGGCGUGCGCGCCAGGGCUGUGCCGCCGCCGGAAGAAUGCCUCGCCCCGGCGUCGCGCAAAUGCCACAUAGCUGUGAACCGUCUCCUCACUAGUGGCAACCUUACCGCUGCUAUACUACCCACGCCCGCCGCUGAAGCGCCACUUGACGCCAUGGAUGGCUACGGUCUCGCCGGACUCGGCGAUGCAGCGCCGCCGGCGCGGCGAGUUUGCCUCGCGGCGGGUCCGGCCGCGCCGCGCGGGGCACGUUCCCUGCUCGACCUGGUAGAUGAAGACGUCGCCGCGCUUUAUGAGUUGACUCCGAUGGACGUCGCCAGCGUGUUCACUAAUACCUCGAAAUGGGACGGAUUAUCGUAUCCAAAUGGGACAGAAGCGAUGAAAGUAUGUACGACAGGACGCUGCGCGACGCUUCUCACUAGUACAACAACCGAAGCGAAGGAACUAGCUACCCUAGCUCACGCUUACUCACUACGCGUACGCGUAGUUCCUCUGGGCACACAUCUUUCUGCCGUUAGAUUAAAUCGCCCAUUCAUCGCCUGUGAUGCACUGAACGUACCGCCUGGCCGGGCGCUCGGCCCACCACCCUGCACUAACUCCAAAGAUAUCGCUUGCAUCUUCGAGCCAUACCGAGUACUGAAGCGUGUGAACAGACGCGCUUCUGAGCUAACGUUAAGCGCGUUACGCGUACUGACUAGGCUCAAGUUGGACGAAUACCAGUUAGCAGUACUGGGUAAGGAAGCGCGAGCACGCGGCGCGGUAGCCGCAGCAAAUGAGUUUUUAUCGAAGAAUCCACUAGCGCUCGGCGCUAGCGAAGUACGGGUGUUGGUGAUGCUGCCGGACAAAACGCCGCGUGAAUUACAACUAGAGCCACGAGCGCUAGCCGCCGCCGCCGCUCUAGCUGAGUUGGAUGAACAGAGCUCAUCAGACGCUACGCGCUUUAAAGUCGAAACUUUCGACGACGAAUGUUCAGGAUCUACGGCCUAUAAACAUCUGUCGGAUGCACUAGGUACAGGUGAAUACGGUGCGUUAUCAGCGGUAUCUGGGCCGGCUUGCGGCGCAGCGUUUGCGGAUGUGGCUAAGCAAACAAAGUCGCAUGUGAUGCCGGUGCUGGCAUAUACGCCGCAGGCUGCAGAAGGGCCGUACGUACUGCGUGCGGCAGGCGAUGCCCGCGAUGAGGCUGCCGCUCUAGGAGCCUUACUAUCAGCGCAGAGCUGGCGGCGAAUAGCCGCGCUUACUGAGCCUGGUACACGCGCGCUGCUGGACUCUGCAAGCUUGCGCGCCGACGUCGUUGUGCACACCGAGCUGCCCGACGCCGAUGUCGUGGGUGACGAUGUGGUUGCAGAAGACGCCGCCUAUGUGACAGAAACUUUUGACGACAAAACCAAACUAGAGCCAGAUUACGAGUUAAUAUCUCAGUGGGCAACUCGCGCAGCGGCAGCAGGUGCACGUAUCCUUCUAGUAUGGCCUGAAGACGCGCGCGCACUGCGCGGAGCAUUAUGUGCAGCCCGCGAAGCUAAGCUCACACCACGGGCCGGCGCGGUGUUUCUCCUCCCACCGCUAGCCCCUUCUGCCCUCAUCCGAGCCACCGCUGAUAAGCACCCCUGCUCGACCGAGCAGUUGCAAGAGAUGGCUGACGGCCAUCUUAGUCUGCGGCCCGCUUGGCAGAUGGACUGGAUGCCACCAGCCGAUUGGGCUGAGCGCUGGCGUGCACAGUGCAAAUUUCAGCCGGUGGCCGGCCCAUGUUCGACGCCCACGCCAAACGCGGCACUUCUGUACGACGUACUGCGUCUCUGGGCUGCUGCACUCUCCCGCUUGCUCACGCGCAAGCCCAGCGCACUUGAUGACCUGCAUCAGGAAGAGAUCAUCAAAUCACUGAUAGCCGACGUGGAAAGUCCAGAACAUAACUAUACCGGACUCACAGGACAGUUCGCAUGGAGCAACGGCGCACGAACGGUGCCACUGCGGUUGUUGCAGUGGAACAAUAGCACGCAGGCGUAUGCUGCAGUCGGUGAUUGGACAAGCACAUUAAAACUGACGCCAAAUGCGAUCCGCUGGCGGACGCCGGACGGUUUACCUCCUAACGACGGCGUAGAGCCUUGCGCAUUGCAGCCACUAGCGGACGCUCUACGAGCUGACUGUCGCGUUGCACUAGGAACGCUUCUAGCACUUCUACUGGCUGGGCUUGCAGCCGCACUCGGCGGCGCUGGGUGGCUUCUUAAAAGACGCCUAGAAACACGCUACCGCGCUCGCUUAGCUGCCCUCGGCUUGUCCACACUAGCACCUAAACUGGACGCGCUCGACCGCUGGGAACUACCACGAGAGCGUGUCGUUAUCAACCGCAAGCUCGGCGUCGGCGCGUUCGGUACAGUAUACGGCGGGCAUGCAUUACUAACUGAACGACGCGCUUGGACCGCCGUCGCCGUCAAAACGCUUAAGCCCGGCGCUGGCAUGGCAGAAAAACUAGACUUUCUUGCUGAAGCUGAAGCUAUGAAGAGGCUUGAACAUCCCAAUGUUGUGAAACUACUAGGUGUAGUCACGCACUCGGAACCAGUGUGCACUGUUAUGGAGUUUAUGUUAUAUGGAGAUUUGAAGGGAUACCUGCUGGCGCGGCGGCAUCUGGUGGAAGAAGGAGGCGAAGCCGAGGAUGAGGUGUCUCCAACACGACUGACGGCUAUGGCUUUAGACGCGGCGCGUGCGCUCUCAUACCUCGCUCAACUCCGCUUCGUACAUCGUGACGUAGCUGCCCGCAACUGCCUGGUGUCGGCUCGGCGGCAGCUUAAGCUGGCUGACUUUGGCAUGGCGCGACCAGUGUGCGAGAGCGAUUACUACCGGUUCAGCCGCAAGGGUUUACUUCCCGUGCGCUGGAUGGCGCCCGAAUCUCUGUCUCGAGGCGUUUUCUCUCCUGCCUCAGACGUAUGGGCGCUCGGUGUUCUGCUGUACGAGAUUGUGACGUUUGGAGCCCUACCGUAUCAAGGGCUCGGUAACGCACAGGUGCUGGCACGCGUCACAAGAGGACGAUCGCUUCACCCACCGCCUGGAUUACAGCCCAACCUAGAGGGGCUGAUGAAGUCCUGCUGGCAGCAAGAGCCAGCGGCACGUCCAAGCGCGGCGGCAGUAGCCGCUUUCCUAGCUGACGCCCCGCGGCUGCUGACGCCGUGUCUUGUCGCGUUCGACGUUCUGCCGCUCGACCCGCCGCGGCCAUCUGAACACUCUGAACACGAGGACCUACAAGAACGCUGGGUGUCGUGGGCGGCGCCGCCGUCCGCCGCCACCGACACAACGUACCUCAGCGCCGACGCCGACGCCGACACGGAGCCAGACUCGCCCGGCGCCGACGUGCCCGUCGAAACGCAGCGGUUUCUUCCUUGACAUAUCAUGAGAUUCAUGAGGCUGUUGCAUAAAAGCUUACAAGCUAAUUCUAUAAAGAUAAAUGUCGAAAUGUUCGAAAUGCCCAAUAGAUGACGCCCUACUGUCACCCCUAUAGGGAAUAUUACUUCAAUGUUCUGCCACCAGAGUGCAGCAGUAGCCCGUUUAGUAAACCAUAGAGUAGCUUAUACAUACUGUGCCUUUAACAGUUUUUUGACUUUUCAGAGAUAAUAAAAUAUGCCAUUGCAUUGAUGCACCAUGGCGGAUUGUUUGCAGAGAACCUACCGGGAAACGCGAAUACGAAAUUUCCUUAUCUGCCUCUUUAUCGCUCGAAUAUGCAAGAGUGACAGAGAUGUUAGAUAACGAAAUUUCGAUUUUUUUUUUGUUUUGUGAUAGACCCUCAGAUUGUGGUAGUGGUGCCCCCUGCGCACAGUUUCGCGUAAUAUUCCCUAUUGGCAAAUGACUGCCAAAAUACAGACUAUGAAACAACCUGUAUACUUACGUUUUUUUCGUAUAGUAAUGUUUAUUUAGGUACCUAGACGCCGGCAACGCACUUGUAACCCCGUAUUUGUGUCGCAAGUGUCCAUUUACGAGUAAUUGGCGACUGCGAUUGCUUCGGGCAAACUCGGCUCUGUUCGGUUUAGCAUUGCUCCGAGCAUAAGCAUAAAAAUUUCAGGUCUGGCUCCGAGCAAUUAUUAGGGUUAGUAAAAAUCGUGAAAGUUUAAAUCAAUUAUUAGGGUUGACAAAACUUGACGUGCACGACCAAUGUAGGCCGAGCACAUGAUUGGCGCGACAGUAUCUCGCCACGAGAUAGACUACCCGUCCUUUACUAACUAUAUGAAUUAAAGAGGGACGGGUAGUCUAUGUCGCGGCGAGAUACUCUCGCGCCAAUCAUGUGCUAGCCCGGCUGAUAAGAUAAUGACUUGAAUGUUGACAACUGACAUGUUGACUUGAAUGUAGAAAGGGACAGCAUGAUUCGACCCUGAACCGCUGUCACUUUUUUUAUUUUUUAUUUGGGCGACUCGUUUGCCUAAUAUGACAUAAAAAAUAUUUUUAUAUUAUUGCGCGAUACAAAUAGCGGAGUUAAUGCCGUAAGGCAUUCUCUACCCCAGUCUUGCGGGUUAGAUAAGUCUGUUGCGUAUAUUGUCUGGUACCUAAUGUUCUCUAUUAUGUAUUGUAAAGCCAAUAGCAUAAAACAAGCACUAGAAUGUAGAGGACACUACGAAAGACAGAACUAGAAAAAUAAAAGAAGAAGUAAACAGAAGUAGAGAAAGAGAACGCGAUACUGGUAGAAGUCUGAUAUAGGUUUUUCAUACACGUCGUUAUAGUUUUGACCAAAAAUUGAGUAAAUAUGAUAAAACAAUUAUGCAAUAGGCUCAUGAUAGCUAAUUAUCACACGGUAAAGAAAAUAUUUGAAAAGAUACACAUCCGUCGUUUUUAUCGAGAACUGUGGAGAGAAUAUUUUUAUCAAUAAACGAUAAGGUAAACGUCCCAGCGUUUGACAGGCAAAUUUUUUUCACCUCAAUGCAUGUAAAUGAGAUGACAACAGGAUGACAAUUAUUAGGGCAGUGACAAACACUGGGACGAUUGCGUUGCGUUACUUGCGUUGGUUUUGUAAGGGUAUUUGGGCUACCUAUUACUCAAAUGGGUUAGCUUUAUGGGUUUAGAAGCGAAAUGAAAUGGUUUCUGGCAAAGGGUAUGAUGAGUUAAGCCUUAUGCAAAACCCUUACAAAACCUCUGUAAGGGAUAGCGGGCUGGUCCCUGGUAACCACUAUAGGCUACACUAUACAUUCCAUCGUCUAGUCAAUUACGUUAUGUAAUUAGUUAACUAUUUAUAAUAAGUAAAAUAAUGAUCUUGUAAAUAUAUAAAAAUAAGUUUUAAUUUAUCAAAUA
Molecule: messenger RNA, 6553 nt
Organism: Cydia strobilella
Lineage: Eukaryota; Metazoa; Arthropoda; Insecta; Lepidoptera; Tortricidae
Exons: 14
Coding region: 1136-4663 (1175 amino acids)
Biological process (GO): positive regulation of kinase activity; cell surface receptor protein tyrosine kinase signaling pathway; multicellular organism development
Cellular component (GO): plasma membrane; signaling receptor complex
Molecular function (GO): ATP binding; transmembrane receptor protein tyrosine kinase activity
Source: RefSeq, a predicted model, not a curated record